Molecule: messenger RNA, 891 nt
Organism: Miscanthus lutarioriparius
Lineage: Eukaryota; Viridiplantae; Streptophyta; Magnoliopsida; Poales; Poaceae
Source: the annotation of a GenBank genome assembly
AUGCGCGCUCCCGUCCCCAAAGCAUCAAACUAUGCCGGUCACCCCAGCCAGCGUGCUACCCGCCAUCCCUCUGGUUUGAGCCUCACCAAUGAUCUCAGUGCCCCAGGAGGCACCCGAGGAACCAAAGCCAGAGGAAAAGGGGAUGACCAAGCCAUGGACAACAGCUCCAAGGUUGAUGUGAAUAAUAGUCUUGUGCCACCGAGGCCUGGGAGCUACUCCCUCAGAUGCCCCAAGUGUGCUGAACUUAAGCUACCUCAUGAGAACGCAGCUUUCUGCACACUGGAUUGUUUUAGGGUAGCAUGGAGCUCUCACAAAUCUAUUCACCCAAAGCCUGGUGCACUGGCAUCCCAGCAGUCUCCAGAAGGAUGGAAAUAUUAUGUGAGAAAAGGGCGGGGACGUGCAUUGGAACUUCCUCGUUUUGAUUGGACAGGUCCAUUGAGACCAUAUCCAAUAUCAAAGAUGCGUGUGGUGCCAGAUGAAAUUGAGAAGCCUGAUUGGGCGCUUGAUGGAAUUCCCAAGAUAGAACCAGAUAGUGAUUUGCAGAAAAGAGUAGAGAUUAAGACCCCUGAACUCAUAGAAAGGAUGAGAGAAACAUGUCGAAUUGCAAGAGAGGUUUUAGAUGCAGCUGCUCGUGUAAUUAAACCAGGAAUUACAACAGAUGAAAUUGAUAGAGUUGUCCAUGAAGAGACAAUUGCUAGAGGUGGAUACCCAUCUCCAUUGAAUUACCAUUUCUUCCCCAGGUCAUGUUGCACGUCUGUCAACGAAGUCAUUUGCCAUGGAAUUCCAGAUGCCAGGUCCUACUUGAAUUUGCACAUUAAAUUGAUCUUUCAUUUGUCUAGUGAUAAUGACCUCUCCAAUGCCUUUCUUGAGCGUUGCUUUGGCCAUUGUUGA